Messenger RNA from Blepharisma stoltei, 430 nucleotides. Lineage: Eukaryota; Ciliophora; Heterotrichea; Heterotrichida; Blepharismidae. The record is from the annotation of a GenBank genome assembly.
AUGGCUUCGAUCGGAAACCUCCCUUUACAGAGCUCAUACAUUUGUUUGGGACUGAGCUCUUGGAUGUGCUCGUAUUUUAAGGCAAUGUUGAGUGACACUAUGCCGACCAAUUGUAAGACUUUUACGUGUGAAAUUGACUUAAGCGACAGAAAUGUGUCGAAGUAUCGUAUACAGUACUGAAUGGAGUUAGAGGAGCCACCCACUAGUUCGUUUACUUGGAAAAGCCAGAGAAGAAUUUCUUCUCUGUCCUGAGGCUUAAAUCGCCCAUUCUGAAUUGUUGUCAGGUAUGAGCUGAUGUCUGGGGUGCAUGCUUUUCUUCUUAAUUUUUGGUAGAAAGACAUUUACUUAGCGAUAUUUGGGUCGAAAAUUUUUAGAAAACGGCAUUGAGCCGAUAUCUAGAUAUUCCUACGUGGAAGGUUACUUUUGAUAG